Molecule: messenger RNA, 222 nt
Organism: Brenthis ino (lesser marbled fritillary)
Lineage: Eukaryota; Metazoa; Arthropoda; Insecta; Lepidoptera; Nymphalidae
Source: the annotation of a GenBank genome assembly
AUGUCCCGCGAGGUCCGCGCGACGGCGACGGCGGUGCCGGUGUGCGGCGCCGCGGGCCGCGCGCGCGCUUUAAGCGCUGCGCUCGCGCAUGCUCCAGACUUGACUUCUGCUAGAAGGCAAAACCCUCACAUGAUGAGCAGUAAAUCAAUCGGACCGCAUGUGUGGAGCGUGCGUGAGAGGCAUACAGAGCGCGGGUAUAUCCCUUGUAAACUCUCGUCAACA